This is a messenger RNA of Symbiodinium necroappetens, 576 nucleotides long. Lineage: Eukaryota; Dinophyceae; Suessiales; Symbiodiniaceae. The record is from the annotation of a GenBank genome assembly.
GAAAACAUCAUCACUCUUCUGGAUCAGAUGCAGGAAGACGGUGUUGCAAUGAACAACUCCUGCUAUCACACCGUGCUCCAUGGCUUGUCUUACUCCCCGGACUACCACGAGAGAUGCUUCGAACUCUACAUCUCCAUGCGGGAGAACGGCAUUACGCCCAACGAGACCCAGCUCUGUUCCUUGCUGCGGGCGCUCUUCGGCGAGGAGGGACAGGAGCGGGAUCGGAAAAAGGGCCUGGAGAUCUUCCAGCAGCUUGUGGACGACACGAGUGUGAACCUCACGGAAGUCCAUUUCGACAUGGCGAUCAAUGUCUGUGAGAAGGACGGGUUGUGGAGAGAGAUCCUCUCUCUGGCCACUGCGAUGGGCUCGCGUGGUAUCAGCCCACACUCGAUGACCUGCAACGCCGUGCUUAAGGCCUGCGUGCAGCUGGGGAAGUCGGAUGUGGCCUUGAAGCUCCUGGGCACCAUGGCCCGCGACGGCACGGAACUGGAUCGUGUCGCCUACCGGACCGUGCUUGCUGCUUGUGCACGGGCGCGAAGCUGGGACGAGGUGCUGAAGCUCUACGCGGAGGUGGAG